Messenger RNA from Bactrocera dorsalis (oriental fruit fly), 2637 nucleotides. RefSeq lists its product as uncharacterized. Lineage: Eukaryota; Metazoa; Arthropoda; Insecta; Diptera; Tephritidae. The record is from RefSeq and is a predicted model, not a curated record. The coding region runs from base 485 to 2263 and encodes 592 amino acids. The transcript has a single exon.
UCUGGAGCACCCUGUACGCAUAUAAUGCCACAUACCUUCGUCUGCAGACAUUGUCGUUGCCUUCGUUUUUCGUUUCAACUGUCCGUUGCGGCAACGAGUUAAUUAAGUUUUCUACACUUAUUCGACCAUAACGGUUAACGUCUCUCUUCUUCUGCUCUUACGAAUACCUAAAUCACUACGUCAUUGUUUUUGCAUUUAAAAGCAAUUUUUGUAGUACGCUAAUAUUUCCCAGUAUUUCGAAAAAAAAAGUCUGUAACUUGUGAACACUAGACAUUUUUUUCUUUUUGUUCUUCAAAUUUGUUUUUAUUUUGCUAAAGACAGCAUAUGCCACAAGUCACUUACCAGUUGACUGACACACAUAUCAUCCAAAUUUCAAGUGUAGCACAAGACAAACAAAUUUGCAGUGAAAAACAGCAAAUUCUCCAAAAAAAUAAGAAUUCGAAAAACUGACAAAAUUGCGUUGCUCAUUUGACGGAGGUCGAACAUGAGAUCCACCGCUGCUGCUGCGACAAAUACGAGAAAACCGAAUCCGCUGCAGGACGACGAUCUCUCCGAGCUAACCAAAAGGGAAAUACUCUUUUGGGCGCGCAAACUCAAACUAUCGCCGUCAGAGCUAUUUACACUCUCCAAACACGAACUCGAAUAUCAUCUGGAACGAGCACAGCAAGAAGAUUUUGAGGAGGAGCAGCGACAAAACCAAUAUGCAAAAUGGGAGAUGUUGUCGGAGAUGAAACGUUUUUUGCUCGAAGAGCAGGAUAAAGAGCGUUUAAGAGGCGGUGGAACAGGAUCAAUACCGAACCGGCGCACAAUUUGGGAUAUUUUAUGCACCGCCGUCAGCGAAAUCGAAUCUAUGUACGCCCAUAGGCAAGCGUAUGCGGAUAGCAGCGCCGAUUCGUGUCUAUACUCGGAUACCGGUGGAUCUAGUAGUUACGCAACGUCAUCCCUCGGUGGUUUUGAAUCGCCACAAGUGCCGAAUAUGUGCUCGACUAUGUAUGAAAUGCAUCCCGACGACUCUCAAUGUACGCCGCCAGAUUUUCCCUCCACAUUUGCGGCCACACCAAUCAGUUUUGGAAGAUCCCAGCAAAACUGUGCCAGACAAUCGCGGCCUUUGAACGCCACCUACAAUUUGAAUGCGGCAAAUACAACAUAUAAUGCGUGCGCCGCGCGUAAUGCAAGCAGAAGUCCAAAGCGCGCUGGUGCGCCGAAUGCAACAUACAACGCCUGCGCGCCACGUAAUGUCACCUAUGACAUGCCACUUGCUACAAAUGACAUCUACAGUAACGCAUGCCCGGCGGCGGGGAAUACCACCUACAAUGUGCCGCGUGGUGCUAAUGCUACGUAUGAUGUAUGUAGACCGCAAGCCGCGAACGCUACCUAUAAUGUGCCCAGUUAUGCGCCAAAUGCUACCUACAAUAUACCAAGUUGUCCAGCAAACACUGCCUAUAAUGUACCGCGUAACGCGCCGAACGCCACUUACAAUAUACCGCAACGCGCGCCGAAUGCUACCUUCAAUGUACCGCGUUGCGCGUCCAAUGCCACAUACAAUGUUUCGCGUCCUACACCUAAUGCCACACAUAAUGUGCCACGUUGCGCGCCGAAUGCCACCUAUAAUGUAUCGCAAGCUCGUACCGCCACACAAGCGAGGUGCCCCAAUGGAACGUUCAAUGUGUCGAGUGGCGGUAAUCGCACCUUUAACGGUAGUCCGCAGCGCGGUAACGUUACUUUUAAUGUGUGCCCGCGUUCGGGUGGUGCCGGUGCGACACCGAGUUUCUGCCCGAAUCCCGCAAUGGCAUCCACACCGAAGAACUGCCCACGCACCGGUCAACCGCCUUAUUUUCGCAACUAUACCGAUUAUUGGCUGACAUUCUCGGGCAUGGGCAUCGCCGAAGCGUCACAGAGUGUGUCAUAUGACAUGUUUAGCGACAACAAAAGUAUGGUGCGUGCUGCGGCGCGCACUUAUUCCAUUCCACAUCGCAGCAAGUCUUGUCCACCGAUUGGCCGUACAAAUAGUCCACAGAGCGGCUACAUUUCGGGCGGUAGCAUACCAUGCCCGCGUGGUGCCACGCGUACAACCUCACCUAUGCGCUGCUCCUCGCCAGUUCAAGCUAUAGCAGCGGUUAAUUACGGUAUGUCGCCAGUAGCGCGGCCGCCAGGUGAUCGUUAUAAUGGCGGACCACGUCGGUUGUGUCGCCGCAAUACGAAUAAUGGCUUUUGCGAUUGCGCUCGUCGUUCGCGGAGUGUGCCGCCGCGUUGCUGCUUUUAAGUUGAAAUUAAAGUCGCAUCGCGCAGAAUUGCUGAAGUAGGAAACAUAUCUUUAUUGUAUUUUGUAAAGAACUUUACUUUUUAGAAAUAAAAAUUCACUUAAAUGGUCCUCAUGUACAAAUAAUUCUAGCAAUAUUUUUCUUAAGACAAGAUUUUUGGAUUAAUAAUUUUUCUUCAAGAAAAUAAUUAGUUUGCAUAUUUUUGGUCAAUUCACAUAAAUUUAUUUGGAUUUCAGCUCAAUCAAUUUGCGAUAUUUCUGACGAACUCCAUGCAACUUGGGCUUCGUACCAAGGAUUUAUUCACGUCCUUAGGAUCCUUCAUUAGUUUUUACAUUUUAAGAGGCCUUAAGUUACAUUAGGUUAUACUGGCACGCCG